Penicillium digitatum Pd1 is the source of this 2475-nucleotide messenger RNA. Its product is annotated as putative telomere silencing protein Zds1. The record is from RefSeq and is a predicted model, not a curated record. Gene Ontology annotation, cellular component: cell septum; cytoplasm. Lineage: Eukaryota; Fungi; Ascomycota; Eurotiomycetes; Eurotiales; Aspergillaceae. Gene Ontology annotation, biological process: establishment of cell polarity; positive regulation of G2/M transition of mitotic cell cycle.
AUGUACGACGACUACGAUCGUAAUGAUCCGAGACGCUUGAGUUAUAUAACCUCCUCUCUCAACGAGUCAAUAACAACCAUCCCGCUCGCCGCCGAAGGAUCUGAAUCCUCUCUUUCUCCGUCCUCGCCACUGCAUCCAUCCUCGACAGGCGUCCAAGCGAAGCAGACACAUGGAAACCAGCGGCCGCCGCUUGUUGCAAAUCGGUCGUUUGACUUGGAAAGUGAUCCGGGUAAUGCCGAUAGCUCUCGACUGCCAUCGGACACUGCAACGUCCUCUUUUCCUCUCAAUGAUAUCGACUACGAAUCGAACCCUGCAGCUGUCGCUCAGGAAUUGAACAAUCUCGCCGCGAUUCGGCGCAUGUCGAUGGAUGUGGCAGCCGCCGGUGACCCUGACCUCCCAGGCUUCGCACCACCCUCGCCCUCGGCCGACGAAAAUGACGCCUCCCGGUUAUUUUGGGUUCCUGCGCGACUGCACCCUGAACUGGCACCGAAAGAAUUCAAGUCGUUUCUCGAUAGCAAAGCCGACCAAAUCAAGCGCAGAUCCAGUGACUAUUCGACUCCGGGUUCCGAACGUCAGGGGUCGGGGAGUGGUCUUAAUCGCAAACGAUCGAUGUUAUCGAGACAAAUCGACAGUCCAUCGGGUUAUACAGAUGGCGCGGAUCGGUUGGAACGUCAACGCUCCCAAUCAACUAGGCGAGCUGGCAUGUUAAGUCCCAACCUGCAACAGUUGGAGAGCUUGGUUGAUGAUUCGAACACGGUGGACAAAGAACUACUUGUGCACGGCAUGCAUAACAUCGACAUCGCAGGAAACGAGGACAUGCCGAUACUGCCACCCGCACCUCUGGGAAACAGCCUACGCCGGUCAACGCGGACACAAUAUAAGAAAGCUGGUAGUUUGAAAAAGGGUGAAAAGUUGCCCUAUUCUAAACGAAUUGGACGGGGGACAUCUGAACCCGGAGGGAGUGAUACAGGAAAACCGGUUUUUAUAUCUCAGGAUCCUACAAUUUCGGGGCUCACUGGUGUUUCGACUGAUCCUUCCCCUAAACCGUCAUCUCAUGGCCCAGCUUACUCCCCAAGUUCACCCGUGAGUUCGACUUUCGAUUCAAUCAUCGAUCAGCCUGAGGCCGAGCAGGAAGGCUUGCCCACCUCUGGUGGGCAACCGGAUGCAACUUUUGAUCAAUCCGAUUCAGGAGACACGAUUAAUCCACGGAAAUGGCACUCUCGUGUCAGCUCGAAUGGCCGAUCUACCUCGAAUGCAGCCCCAGGUGACCCGAAGAUUCCUGCAAUAAUUGAAACACCUCCCACCACUGAACCCAACCGCGUACCCAGUCCGCCUUCGCAGGGUAAAGUGUCACCAGAUCAUGCCGCGGCAUCUACACCGUCGUCAAAACCCACGCCUUCGCAUGACCUGGCACCAAAACGUCCCAAGAAUCCUCGCCAGCCUCCUCACGAACCUGAAUCCUCACCCAAUGACUUAGCCAAUAACCCUCAGAUGAUACCUAAAAACAGUAACCGCACCGACAGUCUUCCACCCAUCCCUACCAUUUCAGAAGAACGCAAACCUGAAGAACGAAAAUCUGAGACCAAGAAACCAAAAGACAAAAAGGACUCCGAUGGUAGUCGCAAGUCUAGUUGGCACUGGUUGCUGGGCAGCGAAGAAAAAGACAAGAAGAAGGACAAGGAUAACGACUCGAAAAAGAUUAAGUCAAAGAUUGUCGACAAAUCCCAUGACAACACACGUCUAGACGUUUUACAAUCAUCUAAUGAGAGCACUUCGCGGGGACGUGAAGGUCUUGUUGUGGACCGCCUUGAUCCGAAGCUCGAAGAAGAACGACGCAAAGACGGCGUCAGGAGGGCAUCGGGAGACUCAAAGAAAGAAAAGGAUGGCAUUUUCUCUUCGAUUUUUGGCGGUGGACGAAAGAAGCACAGUGUUGAAGGCCACCACCGAAAACACUCAUCACGAAACCUUUCUCCUGAUCCCCCAAUGCGAGUACUUCGCGCCGACGUUGAUUAUCCAUGGUCUCGCUUCUCAAUUUUGGAGGAGCGAGCUAUUUACCGGAUGGCCCACAUCAAGCUUGCGAACCCCCGAAGAGCUCUGCAUUCUCAAGUAUUGCUGAGCAACUUCAUGUACUCAUACCUAGCCAUGGUACAGCAGAUGCACCCGCAGAUGUCGGUUGCUUCAUCUGGAUCAUCCCAGAGAUCAUCGAAAUCAAGGGAUCAGCAAGCUGAGUAUGUGCAAUAUCAGCGGUACCAACAGUCUCAAGAGCAACAACACUAUGGAGAAAGUGCCUAUGACGAUUCUUCCAUGUACGACUAUGAUGACGAUCCGCAUGAUCGCCAUGGUAGCCAUUCGAGGAGCGGCAAGCAGGGCUACGAAAAUGGCCAAGCUUACGGCCCCGGCCACCAGCCGCCCGAACAUUCGUCCUUUGGCGACGACAUCCAACUCGAUGACGACGAUGACGAUGAUAUGUGGUAA